Lentinula edodes (shiitake mushroom) is the source of this 1329-nucleotide messenger RNA. Its product is annotated as Septin. Gene Ontology annotation, molecular function: GTPase activity; molecular adaptor activity; GTP binding. The transcript has 9 exons. NCBI's taxonomy places the organism in Eukaryota, Fungi, Basidiomycota, Agaricomycetes, Agaricales, Omphalotaceae. Gene Ontology annotation, cellular component: cytosol; septin ring; microtubule cytoskeleton. The coding region runs from base 1 to 1329 and encodes 442 amino acids. The record is from RefSeq and is a predicted model, not a curated record. Gene Ontology annotation, biological process: cytoskeleton-dependent cytokinesis.
AUGACGGACUCGUACACAUCCUCGCGCGACGGAGACUACUCCAAUGGCAUCCCAAACGGUUCAACCACCUCUUUCGGCCAGCCCAUUCCUCCAGCGACUGGUAUCUCUUCAGUCAUUAGGAAAAAACUUAUGGGUUACGUCGGGUUUGCCAACCUUCCAAACCAGGUGCAUAGAAAGAGUGUGAGGAAGGGCUUCCAGUUCACUGCAAUGGUGGUCGGCGAGUCGGGUUUGGGCAAGUCAACACUCAUCAACACCUUGUUCAACACUACUCUUUAUCCCCCCAAAGAGUCCCUGGAUCCUUCUGCGGAGAGGCCCAAAACCGUCGCCAUUGAGAGCAUUGGUGCUGAUAUCGAAGAGAACGGUGUCCGGCUCCACCUUACCGUCGUCGACACGCCUGGGUUUGGUGAUUUCGUUAACAACGACGACAGUUGGAAACCCAUUGUGGAAAACAUUGAGUCCAGGUUCGACUCGUAUCUCGAACAGGAGAACCGUGUCAACCGCCUCAAAAUUGUGGACAACCGGGUGCACGCUUGCCUGUAUUUCAUACAACCAACAGGUCACUCUUUGAAACAACUUGAUAUCGAGUUCAUGCGCCGGCUGCAUACCAAAGUCAACUUGAUUCCUGUCAUAGCAAAAGCAGACACUAUGACCGACGAGGAAAUUGCUAGUUUCAAACAAAGAAUUCUGUCAGAUAUAGAACACCAUCAGAUUCACAUCUUCGAGGCACCUACCUACGAGAACGAAGACGAAGAGACCAUUGCUGAAGCGGAAGAAAUCAGAAGCCAGAUUCCUUUCGCAAUCGUGGGCUCUAACAACUUUGUCGUUACACCGGACGGCCGCAAGGUCAGAGGGCGCGCCUAUCCCUGGGGUGUCGUAGAAGUAGACAAUGAGGAGCAUUGCGAUUUCGUCAAACUUCGACAGAUGCUUGUCCGUACGUAUAUGGAGGAGCUCAGAGAACACACUAACGAUGUGUUGUACGAGAACUGGCGUACAGAGAAGCUUGUCAGCAUGGGUGUUGCGCAAGACUCAAGUGUCUUCAAAGAAAUCAACCCGGCUGCGCGUCUGCAAGAGGAGCGAGUAAUGCACGAAGCUAAGUUAGCCAAGAUGGAGGCGGAAAUGAAGAUGGUCUUCCAGCAAAAGGUCCAGGAAAAAGAGGCUAAGCUCAAGCAAUCCGAGGAAGAGCUAUAUGCUCGUCAUAAGGAAAUGAAGGAGGCUCUUGAAAAGCAACGGUUAGAUCUGGAAGAUAAGAAGCGGAAAAUCGAAACUGGCCGGCCAAUCACUCCGGAAAAGAACGCGACUGGCAGAAGGAAGGGUUUCCUGCGUACUUAG